Messenger RNA from Cebus imitator (Panamanian white-faced capuchin), 2633 nucleotides. RefSeq names its product small nuclear ribonucleoprotein G-like. NCBI's taxonomy places the organism in Eukaryota, Metazoa, Chordata, Mammalia, Primates, Cebidae. Bases 939 to 1127 code for a protein of 62 amino acids. The transcript has a single exon. Gene Ontology annotation, biological process: mRNA splicing, via spliceosome; spliceosomal snRNP assembly. Gene Ontology annotation, molecular function: RNA binding. Gene Ontology annotation, cellular component: U2-type prespliceosome; catalytic step 2 spliceosome; U1 snRNP. The record is from RefSeq and is a predicted model, not a curated record.
GUUAAUUGCUAAUAUUCCCUAUUUUUCAUGUUCUCAGUAGGCUAAUGGACUCCACUGUAUCAGAAUGACCAGGCUUUGGUUUAUGGACUCCCUUUUAGACCUGUCAGGAAUGUGGAUAACUAUCAGAUAGACUCAGAUAAUAAGCACAAGACUGUUUUGUGCCUCAGAGGCUUUGGCUCCACCACGUUACAGAUACUCAGCAUAAUUCUUGUUCUGGCUAUUUCCUUUGUGUGUGAAUUAGAAGAUUGUAUGAGGUUGCUCUUUGAUAUCUUUCCUGGAUAUAACCCCUUUGUACUUGAUUUUUAGUCCACAGUAGGGAUGAUGAGUACAGAGAUUGGACAUUAUUUUUGGGCCAUUAAUGUAUGACUAAAAUAUAGUCUUUCAUGCUAUAAAGUUUUAUACCAUUUAAAAGCCUCAGCACUUAGCUGGUUCUUGCAGUGUAAAGUAGAUUUAACUGUAUGUUAACAGACUUAACUUUUUUUUUUUUUUUUUUUUUUUUUUUUAACUUAUAAAGAAAAGAGGUUUAAUUGGCUCGCAGUUCUGCAGGCUGUACAGGAAGCAUAGUACUGGCAUCUGCUUCUGGGGAGGUCUCUGGAAGUUUACAGUGAUGGCAGAAGGCCAAGCGAGAACUUGCACAUUACUUGGCCAAAGCAGGAGCAAGAAAGAGUGAGCGACAAUCUUAACUAUGAUCAAAGGUCGUUCUACAUUUCUUAAUUUACUUUUAGAGUAAAUAUUGGGGAGAGAGAAGAAAAAAUAUCUUAAGACUUCUGGUUUGAAGAAAAAGAAAAAUAUAUAAUCUUAAAUGGGGAAUGCCAAAAGACAGAUACUUUAGUAGCAGAACAAGAAUUAGUUUCUGUGGGCAUUCCAUUCCAAGUCAUCUGUGAGCCCACGGAGUAGCCAUCAUGAGCGAAGCUCACCUUCUUAAGUAAAAAAUAUUUAUGGACAAGAAGUUACCAUUGAAAUUAAAUGGUGGCAGACAUGUCCAAGGAAUAUUGCUGGGAUUUGAUCCCUUUAUGAAUCUUGUAAUAGAUGAAUGUGUGGAGAUGGCGACUGGUGGGCAACAGAACAAUAUUGGAAUGGUGGUAAUACGAGGAAAUAGUAUCAUCAUGUUAGAAGCCUUGGAAUGAGUAUAAAUAGUGGCUGUUCAACAGAGAAACCCAUGUCCUCUCUCUGUAGGGACUUUUUUACUAUGAUGUAAAAAUUAGGUCAUGUACAUUUUCACAUAAGACUUUCUGUUAAAUAAACUUUUGUAAUAGUAAAAAAAAUUAAUUUUUGUGAAAAAAGAGGAAAGUUGUGGUCAAUUAUAUAUAUAUGUAUUUUAAAAUCCUAAAAUGAAGUAAUCACAGUUGUAACUAAGAUUGCUGCAGCCAUUUUAUGUUAUGAAGUCCUUAAAUACAGUGUUAUCUCAUUUGAUUCUCACAAUGUUGGUGAUUUUGUAGCUCCAUUUUACAGAUCAGGAAACUUCAACUCAAGUGGGUUAACUCAUGUUCCCAAGAUUAAAUAAAUUUUGAAGAACUGAGAUUUGAUCUAUGGAAGUUUAGACUUGAUCUAACCUUCUCCACUGUUUGAUGUUAUUAGGAAUGAAAGUAGUAGACUUAGAUGACAUUGUACUGUAAAAACCAAGGCUAAAUAGAUUAGAUGGGAUUGUUUCAUGAGGAUGGAGCAGUAACAUUGUUUUGCAUUUGUGUAUAAGAGUAUUUGCUUUUUCUGUGCUCUUUUCUUUUAGCUCAGUUGUAGUUUGCCUCUAGAUCAUCCCCAGUCAUAAUCAGAGAAACAGUGCUGAAAGCUUCACAGAGUAGCUAAUUUAGGAAAAGGUGUGCAUGCAUGGUUGGGGGGAGUGUUUUUGUCUAACACAUUUUCUGUUUUGGUAGUGAGAUCUUCAUUUCUUAACAUCUUUCUUGUUAUCAUUCAUAUGACUUUUAGCUCAUUAACCUUGCUCUCUGCACUGCAUAGUGAAGCACCAUUUCUAAUUUAGCCUCCUCUGUUUAGCUUCUCAAAAGAUUUUUUUGAAAAUGUUUGGAAGUGUGAUUUAAUUGCAAGGCUGUUUGCACAUUGUCAAUGUGAAAGCAAAGAUGAAUUUCAUAUUUAGACUGUGCAACCUGCAGAUUUCAUUUGUUAAAGCUUCCAGUUGGUAUUCCUGUUCUCUCAUACAUGUGUGCAUAAUAGUAUGGAAAAAAUUCCUGGUUUUUUUUUUUUGUAUCCAUAUUUAUCAGUAUGAUUGAGUUAUGGAAAAGCCUAUCUGCUUUGUGUAUUUGCUCAUUUGGAAACCUUGUAUAGUUUAUAGAGACACUAGUGAUUUGUUCCCUAGCCUCCCUGUGGAUUUUGUUCCAUAUUACAAUCUAAUUCCAACUCCCUGUCCUAUACUCCUGAGCUGUUAAUUUGUACAUUUCGAUGCAGUUUGUUUCAUCCUGUGUUUUUGUAAUCCAAACUGAAUGUAACGAGCUGUGUGCUUUAGGGACCUGGCUUUGCCUUGCCAAUUAGAACAAAGUGGUUACUGAGUAAGAGUAUGUUUUAAAUAAAACAUGGUACCUCUGAGUGGUGCUGACACUCGGUUGGGAAUAAAAGAUAUGGUUUUAACUCUUUGACUCACAAAGAAGAGCCAUUACAAAAGAUCACUUUUUUUUUUUUUUGAA